Molecule: messenger RNA, 3160 nt
Organism: Chara braunii
Lineage: Eukaryota; Viridiplantae; Streptophyta; Charophyceae; Charales; Characeae
Source: the annotation of a GenBank genome assembly
CGAUUGCUUGUCGUGCACUUAUCACUGUGGCAGCAUCUAAUACCUCCGGUGGCGGACUAAUCCGAGUCCUGGCGGUGGGAUAAUAGGGGGGGCGGGGGAACAUGGGGGAAUGUAGCAAAGAAAAUGAUGUUCAGCUGGUGCCGAAGUUCGAGUGGAGCGUCUGUGAUAUCUGGAAAGCAGGGUGUUCCCGGCCGCCUCUGUGGAUUGACGUGCAUCUGCGCAAGCCAUGGGUGGUUUUCACACCGGACUGGAGAUCGAUUCAGGUGUGGAACUAUGAAGAAGGGAAACUGAUCGCCUGCUGGCUGAUAUCGGAUCUGAACGAUGCCUUCGAAGCGAAAUUCAUCGUCCAGAAAAACUGGAUCGUUGUACGCCGCUUCACCAGCCUCGUCGUGUACGAAAUCCAGGAGCUGAGCUUGCGGUGCGUCAAAGUGUUGCAGGCCCCCCGGUCAAAUUGCGUGUACGGACUCGCCGUACAUCACAGUCUAUCCUACCUUUUGACGUCUUUCCACGACGGGAACGUGGUGCUGUGGGACUGGGCCCGGGAAUGGGAAAAGAUCACUUUCAAAGGUCAUUCUAAGAUGGUUAACGUCGUGGCAUUUCACCCGGUUGACUCGCACAUAGUCGCGAGUGGCUCGGACGAUCUGACAAUCAAAAUUUGGGAUGUGCAGAAGAGGUGUGUGGUCAGAACGAUGCAGGCGACAGGCAUGGGACUGAUUCAAGGCAUGGACUUUUGCAGCGAAGUGCAGAGGUCGCUUCUGAUUACUUCGCACAUCAUAGAGGGAAUCGUAUUGGUCUGGGACUACACAAUCGGGGUCUGCGUAGCGAAAUUGGGGGGUCAUAAUCGGGGGAUAAGGUCGGCCUUCUUUCAUCCGCACUUGCCGUACGUCCUUAGCGCAUCUGGUGACGGAGAGAUCAAAGUGUGGAGCGUACCGAAGUUCGAACUCGUGUCCUUCUUCUCGUGUGGAUUGGGUGACCAGCUGGUAAGCAUGGUGCCUUGCAAAAACUCCAACAUGCUAGUUCUGGGAAGUAAGGAAAAGUUUAUGGCUGUGGAGGUGGCGAUCGGAGCGGCAGGAGGAGGAAGAGGAGGAGGAGGAGGAGGAGGAGGAGGAGAAGGGGAGAAAGGAGGACAGACAAGUACGUUAAUCAAUAGCAUCAACGCGCAGGUGCUGGUCUUAAGAAAGAGGAUCGAAGAGUUGGAGAACCAGUCAGUGCUUGCCAGACUAGAGUAUGAGAGGAAAAUUAGGCUAGAGGUGGCCAUUGUGGAGUUGAAGUGCAUGAGGACAAUGGAUGAGUUAAGAGCAGAGCAUCAGGCAAAGGAGAGAGCCCAAGCAGAGCGGAUUCGACAUCUGGAAGCUGAGGUGAAAACUAUGAAGGCACAGAUGGUAUCGGUGGUGUUGCAGCUGGAGGCAGGCGUGUAUGCGUACGACCAGUCCCAGCAGAGUGACACCAAGCAGUGUUUGUUGGUGCUCUUCUUUCCUGUAGCAUAUGGAGUGGGUCGAAAGGUAGAGGGGUUGCAGCUGGCGGCAGACGCAUAUGCAUAUGACCAGCCCCAACAGAGUGACAGCAAGCGGCGUUUGUCGGUGCUCUUCUUUCCUGUAGCAUAUGGAGUUGGUCGAAAGGUAGAGGGGUUGCAGCUGGCGGCAGACACAUAUGCAUACGACCAGCCCCAGCGGAGUGACAGCAAGCGGCGUUUGUUGGUGCUCUUCUUUCCUGUAGCACGUGGAGUUGAUCAAAAGCUGAAGUGGAACUCAGCUGAACUCCAUGUAAUGGAACUGGAACUGGAACUGGAACUGGAACUGGAACUCCAUGUAAUGGAACUAGAACUGGAACUCCUUUUAGUGGAACUGGAACUGGAACUCCAUGUAAUGGAACUGGAACUGGAACUGGAACUGGAACUCCAUGUAAUGGAACUGGAACUGGAACUCCAUGUAAUGGAACUGGAACUGGAACUGGAGCUCCACGUAAUGGAACUGGAACUGGAACUGGAGCUCCAUGUAAUGGAACUGGAACUGGAACUGGAGCUCCAUGUAAUGGAACUGGUGUUUAAUAAGUGGAACUGGAACUGUGGUGGAACUGAGUGGGACUCUGCGGACCCAUUGCCGUCGACGUGGAACUAAGUGGAACUGUGUGUGUUGCUGUCUGAUUCUUGGUAGAAAGGUACAGGAGUUUGGAGUUGGUGGCACACUACUGCGUAAGACUUAGCGGAGAGGAACGGGUCUUUGGCCUGUCAGUGGUGCCAAUUGUGUUUUGGGACCGAGGGUGGAGCGGACUUAUCAGAGGUCCAGGUGUAAUCCUUUCGCUGAAGUGGAACUGCGUGGCACUAAGUGGAACUCGGUGACACCAAGUAGAACUGCGUGGUACCAAGUGGGACUAAGUGGAACUGUGUGUAGCUUUCUCAUUCUUGGUUGAAAUGGACAGGUGUUGGAGUCCGUGGCAGACAGCCGCCGAAGCGGGACGGGAAGGAUUUUUGGCCCAUCUAUGGUGCCAAUUAUGGUUUGGGACCUAGCCUGGAGCCCCGGUUUACGAGAGGUUUGGGUCUAAUCCUUCUUCGGCUGCAGUCGCGUUGCGUGAACUGGACGUGGAACUGAGCAGAACUGAGCGGAACUGAGCGGAACUGAGUGGAACUAAGUGGAACGUCGGCAGUCUAUUGAAAAACUUUAGAAAAGGUUUGCCACCCUCGUGGAGGGGGUCUGAGGAUCUUGUUGUGUGUUGCCGGUUGAUUCUUGUUGCUUGUGAACUCUCUGUAGCCAGUCGAUUGAAAGAAGGUUUGCCACGCUCACUGAUUUGUUUUCUGUGUUCUUUGCAAAAUAGAAGUCAAUUGAAGCAGUAUCUCAAAGGAUGGCAGCAUACAGCUUUUUCUGGCGCAAGCUGCAUGGAAGCCAGAUGUGCCUUGUGGUGUGUUUUGCUGGUUGUUUGUUACAAUCAGUCAUGAGAGAGAUGGGGAGGAGAGAGAGGAGAAAAGUCCAUUUGUUUGCUUGCACAAGGCGUGCAAGUAGUGGUGAGCAGAUUGGAGGAAUGAGAGACGAAAGUUUUACGUGAAGGAGUAGAGAUAGGCUGGAAGAGGUGUGAAUAUAGGUAGGUAGUAUGUGAGACAGGGAGGCGUUUCUGCCUCAGGCUGAGGUUUUGUCACAUAAUGAUUGAGUUUGAAUGUAACAGCCGU